Zalophus californianus (California sea lion) is the source of this 2285-nucleotide messenger RNA. RefSeq names its product small nuclear ribonucleoprotein G-like. The transcript has a single exon. Gene Ontology annotation, biological process: spliceosomal snRNP assembly; mRNA splicing, via spliceosome. Gene Ontology annotation, cellular component: P granule; U4 snRNP; U2 snRNP. Lineage: Eukaryota; Metazoa; Chordata; Mammalia; Carnivora; Otariidae. Gene Ontology annotation, molecular function: RNA binding. Bases 1908 to 2138 code for a protein of 76 amino acids. The record is from RefSeq and is a predicted model, not a curated record.
AAGUAAAAACACCACAGCUUUCUUUUAAGUUCCUUUGAAAGGAAAGAGCGACAUCAGCAAAAUGGUGGGCCAGGAAGCUCCAAGCUCUUGAUCUCACACAGAAACACUGAAAACAACGGAAGCUGUCUGAGCCGACUUUGUAGGAGCUCUGGAAAACAAUCAAAGGUUUAAAGCAAUGAAGCAAAUCCCCGAUGGAAAAAAAAAAGGUAUCUUCAAAACUGUAGGACAAUUUAGUGACAUUUUUACUUGCCAACUCCAUCCCUGGGGCAGUGACAGUCUCAGUCUUAAGCAGCAACCAGGUUCUCCGUUCACUUCUUCAAACCGGAGAGAGAACCCCAGACCUUAUCUGCAAGUUACCGCGUAUGUUUUGUUCUGACCUGAAGGAUGGGUUUGUCUGUCUCUGCCUCACAUAACUCUGAACACAAGCAGGGGAAGAGUAGCACAAAGCUCAUACAAGCUACAAAGGACUACAAACCGACAGCCGCCUAGAGCAAGGGGUUUCGGAAAACGUAAAAUAGACCAUCUACAGGCUGCAAAAGAAGCUGGGGUGAUAACUCUGGGAAAUUAGGACAUUCAGAAGCAGCCAUGUAUAGGGAGGAUUUUAGAAAGCCACAUGCACACCCAGGCAAGAGGCAUGUCUGAAAGUUCCUGAGAAGACCUAGAGCCCUCACCUCAGGCUGACCUCUACACUCGAGCAAGCCUGGCUAACCAGAGAAAAACUGCUCCAGCACAGAACCAGUCUGCAGAGACUGAGAGAUGGGGCUGUUCUCUCUUUUUUGGUUUUUGCCUUUGUUUCAGUUCCUGGCAUUCAAAGAAAUCUCUGUCAAAACAUUAGCUGAACAUGAGCCCAAGGAAUAGAGGCUUCAGUAAGCAUAAACAAGGGAGUCUUUGCAAAAAUGGUUGGGAAACACUGGAAAACAAAUGGGACUACCACAGCCAUCAAUAAUCGAAACAAAAAUAAAAACGCCGAAAAAUCCUGGGAAAGGAGACUCUGACUUCCAGAGUUGCCAUAUUAUAACCACCCAGUGCCUGAUUUUCAACAACAAAAACACCAAGGCAUACCAAAAAAUAGGAAAACAAGGCUUAUUCAAUGGAAAAGGAUAAACUGACAGAAACCAUCCCUGCAGAAGACUUCAUCAGAAAAAGGGUUUUAAACGAGUGUCUUAAAUACGCUCAGAGCUAAAGGAAAACAGGGUAUGAAAGGAAACCAGGAAAACAGUACAUGAACAAGGUAAGGUUACCAGCAAACAAACAAAAAUCAUUCAAAGGAACUAAAGAGUAGGCGUGGAGUUGAAAAGUACAAAACAGAAAUUAAACAUUCACUGGAGUUCAAGAGCACAUUUGCGCAGGAAGAAAAUCGAAUCAGCACACUUGAAAAUGAGACAAAUGAACUAACCAAGUCUGAAGAGCAGAAAGAAAAAUGAAUAAGGAAAAGUGAGCAGAGCCCUGGAGCCAUCCGGGACAUCACCAAGGUACAAUACACCCAUUCUGGGAGUCCCAGAAGGAAAAGAAAAGAAAGGGCUAGAGGUCUUUAUUGAAGGAAAAAAAAAAAAAAAUGGCCCCAAACUUCCCAAAUUUGACGAAAGACAUAAAUCUUCAAAUCCAAGAAGAUCACCCAAUUCCAAGGAUGGUAAGAGAAAUCCAUACCAAGCACAUUCUAAUCAAACUACUGAAAGACAAAGAAAGGAUCUUGAAAGCAACAAGAGGGAAGAGACACAUCACAUACAAAGUAUUCUCAAUAGGAUUACAGGCCAGUUUCACUUCAGAAAACCUGGGAGGCUAGAAGGCAGCGGAUGGAUAUAUUUAAAGUAUUGAAAGAAAAGAACUCUAAACCAAAAAUUCUGUAUUUGGUGAAACUGUCCUUCAAAAAUGAAUGAGGGCAUCUUUGAGCUCAUGCAGUAGACACCAUGAGCAAAGCUCACCCUCCCGAGUUGAAAAAAUUUAUGGACAAGAAAUUGUCACUGAAAUUAAAUGGUGGCAGACAUGUCCAAGGAAUAUCGCGGGGGUUCGAUCCGUUUAUGAAUCUUGUGAUAGAUGAAUGUGUGGAGAUGGCAACUAGUGGGCCACAGAACAAUACUGGAACGGCGGUAACACGAGGAAAGAGUAUCAUCAUGUUAGAAGCCUUGGAGCGAGUAUAAACAAUGGGGGUGUUCAUCAGAAGCAAUCAACUGCUUCCACAUGUCCCCUCCAUAGUACCUGUUUUACUACAAUAUAAAAAUCAGGUCGUGUGCAUUUUCAUAUUGAACUUUUUUGUUAAAUAAACUUUUAUAAUAGUCAAAAAAAAA